AUGGAGAAUAACCCCUUUCAGACCCGCGAGCCCUCGAUCACUGGCAACCCCCAACUUCGCACACCCCAACGUGAGGCAUACGCCGAGCUUGCGCGGUUUGCCGGGAACCCGGAUGAGCAGGAGCGCGAGGUUGGAAUCGUUCUGCCGGUCGGCUGCGGCAAGUCAGGCUGCAUAACGAUUGCCCCCUUUGCCUUCCGCGCUACGCGUACUCUUGUCGUAGCCCCCGGCGUCAAGAUCGCCGAGCAGCUUCACGACGAUUUCGACCCGGCCCGCCCGGAAAUGUUCUACAUCAAGUGCGGCGUGCUGAACGGCCAGCCCUAUCCCGAGCCAGCCGAAAUCCGGGGCACGACCACCAACCGCGCCGACCUUGAGGAAGCUGACGUUGUGCUGACCAACAUCCAGCAGCUUCAGGGCGAGGAAAAUCGCUGGCUCCAGGACCUGCCGGACGACUUCUUUGACCUCAUCCUGUUUGAUGAAGGCCAUCACAACGUCGCGCAGACCUGGACCACGCUCAAAGCCAAAUUCCCGACAGCCCGUAUCGUCAAUUUUAGUGCUACGCCACUGCGCGCCGACGGCCAGCUCAUGGCCGGGCGCAUCCUCUAUUCCUACCCCGUGUUCCGAGCCAUUCAGGAAGGCUACGUCAAGCGCCUCAAGGCCGUUGUCCUCAAUCCCCGCACCCUCCGCUAUGUCCGCCGCGAGGACGGACAGGAGACCGAAGUCAGCCUUGACGAAGUGCGCCGCCUUGGCGAGCAGGAUGCCGAUUUCCGUCGCAGCAUCGUGACCUCGACCGAAACGCUCAACACUAUCGUUGAUGCCUCCAUUCGUGAGCUGGACAGGCUUCGCCAGACCGCCGCUGACAACCGGCUCAAGAUUAUCGCCUCGGCGCUCAACUAUGAGCACUGCCGCCAGAUUGUCGAAGCGUACCGCGCCCGUGGUCGCCGCGCCGAUUAUGUCCACUCCCGCGAAGACAGCGCCGCCAACGAGCGUGUCUUGCAGCGUCUUGAAAACCACGAGCUGGACGUGAUCGUGCAGGUCCGCAAACUGGGCGAAGGGUUUGACCACCCCUUCCUUGCGGUGGCGGCCGUGUUCAGCAUUUUCGCGAACCUCUCUCCCUUUGUGCAGUUCGUUGGGCGCAUCAUGCGCGUCAUCGAGCAGAACGCGCCCGGCCACGUCCUCAACAAUGGCAGCGUCGUUUUCCAUGCCGGGGCCAACGUCGCCAGCCGGUGGACCGACUUCCAGCAAUACAGCGAAGCUGAUCGCGAGUUCUUCGACCAGCUUCUUCCCAUGGAGGAUCUCGAUUUUAGUUCCGGCGACGAGCUUGAAGUGGAGCCCACGCCCCGCGACUUCGGCGACGGCGAACGGUUCGACGUGCGGAGCCAGACCUCUAUUCGACUUGAGGAAAUCCCCCUGAUUGCCGAAGACCCCGAGGCCCUUGCCGCUCUUAGGGUCCUCCAAGAGCGCGGUUAUACAUCAGACGAAGUGAGGCAGGCUUAUGACGAGCUUGAGCCCGUUCCGGUGACGCGCGUGCGGCAGCGUCAAGCCAUGCGCGGCGGUCUCGACAUGCGCGUGCGUACGGAGACCGGACGCAUUCUCGGGGAACGCGGCGUCAACCCGGAAGGCCACGACCUCGACCGGCAGCGCCUUGGUCGCACAAAUUUUGUUGUUCUCAAGUCUGCCAUUGAUCGGCAGGUGAACGCCGCCACUGGUCGUCAAUCCCGCGAGCGCCAUGAGUUUACACGGCCCGAGCUCGACCAGAUCGAGCAGGAUUUUGCUGAUAUCGUUGAGCGCGCAGUGCAGGAGCGUGGCGACAAACGCCUCAAUGUUCGAAAUGGCCGUAGCUGGGACCGCUACUGCGUUGACUGCGCGAAAACCAUCGUCGGGCGCGACAUCGCCGCACUUGAGGCGCUCGCGCGCGAGCUAGACUCUGGUGAUUCCUAA
This is a messenger RNA of Symbiodinium necroappetens, 1938 nucleotides long. NCBI's taxonomy places the organism in Eukaryota, Dinophyceae, Suessiales, Symbiodiniaceae. The record is from the annotation of a GenBank genome assembly.